CCAUAGCUCCAUGCCGAGAAAAAAUCACGGCGAAAUUCCCGACGGAAAUGGCGUAUCGUAGAUCCUCGAGAGCAGCAUCACGCGAGGUUUCAGGACCCUGGCGGCGUCGCGCCUUCGAUAGCCGCGACCGUGAUCGGAGCGGUGAGAGGCCCAGCUUCAGGCGAGACAGGAGUCCCAGUUACGUCGUGCUGCGCGCUCGCGACCGCUAUGACUAUCGUGAUCGCUCGCGGUCACGGUCAUACCGCAGGUCGGAGCGACUUCCGUCCCGAUGGAGCCCUGUCAGGAGCAUUUCACCUUCACCUCGCCCAUCCUUCCGAUAUGAAUCGUUGGAAAGACCUCCCAAAGACUUGGAGGUUCCUCCAAAGCGGAAGCGACGAGUGAGGCAACGAGGUGGGUCCAUGUCAUCGCGACCCCUUCCCGAAAGACAAGAUCCUGACCGAUGGUCCCCUAGGCGUCCCUUGGAUGGCAAGGUGCUAGAGAAGGCUCUGAAGGCUCAAGGCGACAGUCCGAGAGAUGAGAGUCGAAAUGGGCACAAAAUGAGGCGGUCCCGAAGCUCUUCGCGCACAGAUGCUGGACCUCCUGGGAACUGGGCUGUCCGCAGAUCGCAGGACCACUACAGAGCCAGACGCAGGUCAAAUCAAGAAUAUCUUCAAAUGGCCCAACAGGCAGCCAUGAUGAGAUUUAUGCCUCAUCCAGGAUAUAUGGCCAUGAUGGCCUCACAACAGAUGGGAAUGAUGUCGCCACAGAUGAUGGGGAUGCAGGCUCCCAGAUGGGCCAAAAAAUCUGCGACAGGCAGAUCCUCCAGCAGCGACAGUUACAGUAGCAGCAGCUCGGGUCAGCAACGCCUUCUGCCGGGAGGAACGAUGUUUCCAGUACCUCCUCCACUACCUGCUGGACCUGAUGUUGAGGGCUUUCUGAGAGACCACACUUUAGAGGCAGAGGUGGCAGACCGACUGCGGCUGAUGCCGCCGCAUUUGCAGAGCGAGGUGAUGCGUCGUGGGCCACUGGACAGUCGGAGUCCAACAUCUAUGUUGCUGAGCCGCAUGAAGCAGGCGCUUGAAGCGGAUCGGAAUGGAGAACUUCAUCGAGGAGCUGUGGCCCCUGAUGCAGGGAUGCGGCCGGUGAAGCAGACGACCAAAAACGCCAUUGAGGCUUUGAUCAGCGACUUUGGACUCAGCCCCGGCUGUUCCUGGAUGCUUCGCUCCUUAACGCCGGACAAGCAAAAGCUGGCGGCCAAGAUCGACCCCACGGGUCAAGCUGAUCCAUCUGGGUAUGUUGCGGAGGAAUUGAAGAAAAUUGUAUGAUAUAUGCGUGG
Messenger RNA from Cladocopium goreaui, 1315 nucleotides. NCBI's taxonomy places the organism in Eukaryota, Dinophyceae, Suessiales, Symbiodiniaceae. The record is from the annotation of a GenBank genome assembly.